AUGAGCUCAACCCACACCGACAUUGAGAAAGGCCAUGUCGCCCACCACGACCACGAAAAGUCUGCUGUUCACCACAGAGACAACGCCCCCAACGGCGUUUCAAACUCCCCUGCUCAGGCGUUCCCCCGCCCGUCCACCUUAUCAAACCCAGGCCCAUUGGGCUUGUUUUCUUUCGCGUCCACGACAUUCAUCCUUUCCAUGUUCAACAUCUCCGUCCGCGGCAUCCCAGCUCCCAAUGCCGUUGUUGGAAUGGCCAUAUUCUGUGGUGGUCUUGCCCAGCUCCUAGCUGGAAUGUGGGAAUUCCCAAGAGGAAACACAUUCGCUUCGACAGCUUUCACCUCAUACGGCGCAUUCUGGAUGUCCUAUGCCACCAUCCUCAUCCCGAGCUCUGGCAUCAUCGCAGCCUACCCUGACACCGAGUCCUUUGAAAACGCCAUCGGUAUCUAUCUCUCCGCAUGGAUGAUGGUCACAUUCUUCUUCUUCAUCGUCGCCCUCCGCAAAUCUGUCGCAUUCAUCGUCCUCUUUGGGUUCUUGACGGUCACCUUUGCGUUGUUGGCUGGCGGAGCCCUGGGAGCCUCCACCGCUUCUCAUACCGGCGGUGGAUAUAUGGGCAUCUUCACGGCGUUCGUCGCAUACUACAUCGGGGUGAGCGAGAUGUUGACGUCGGAGAAGAAGAAAAUCUUCACGUUGCCUUUGGGGGCUUUCUAA
Pleurotus ostreatus (oyster mushroom) is the source of this 708-nucleotide messenger RNA. RefSeq lists its product as uncharacterized. Gene Ontology annotation, molecular function: acetate transmembrane transporter activity. NCBI's taxonomy places the organism in Eukaryota, Fungi, Basidiomycota, Agaricomycetes, Agaricales, Pleurotaceae. Gene Ontology annotation, cellular component: plasma membrane. The record is from RefSeq and is a predicted model, not a curated record. Bases 1 to 708 code for a protein of 235 amino acids. The transcript has 3 exons.